Phytophthora nicotianae INRA-310 is the source of this 315-nucleotide messenger RNA. RefSeq lists its product as hypothetical. Lineage: Eukaryota; Oomycota; Peronosporomycetes; Peronosporales; Peronosporaceae. The record is from RefSeq and is a predicted model, not a curated record. The transcript has a single exon. The coding region runs from base 1 to 315 and encodes 104 amino acids.
AUGGAGCUUUGGGCAGGAUUAAACGCUCGUAAAAAGUUCAUUUAUCGGAAACCUGACUCAAUUUCUACAAUUGCAAGCGACUACUACCCGGAAGACUUCGAAAAUCAAAUUGAAACUUUGAAGCAGGAGACAAUCAGCUUCCGUGAAUUUGCAAUUAAUGACAGUCGCUUUGAGAACACCAAGUCGAUCAACCAACUUAGUGUCACAAUGAUGGCUACAGGUGCACAUACAAUAUUUCCUACGCUGUACCGAGUGGUUCAACUAGUGUGUAUGCUACCAGUGUUAAUGGAGAGCGCUGAGCGCUCAUUUCAGUAA